AUGCAACCGGCCCGACAACACGACCCUCUACCCGCGCCGCACCAGCUGCGCGUUGUCGGGCUGGACCACGACGAGCCCGACCCCGAGGCGGACGACAUUGCCAGCCUGCUCACGGCCUGGAACGACGCCACCUUGCGGCUCGAGCAGACGCACGCGGUGCUGCAGACCGAAGUGACGCGGCUGACCAACGAACUUGAGAUCAAGAACCAAGAGCUCGCGAGGAAAAACCGCCUGGCCGAUCUGGGCCAGAUGGCUUCGCACGUCGCGCACGAGGUCCGCAACAACCUGGUGCCCGUCACCCUUUACCUGAGUCUGUUGCGGAGGAGGCUCGCGGACCAAUCCGAGAGCCUGGACAUCCUUUCUCACGUCGAGGCAGGGUUUACCGCCCUGGAUGCUACCGUGAACGAUCUACUCAGCUUCACCGCUCACCGCCAACCGCAGUGGCACAGCUUCCUGGUUUGCUCGCUGGUGGAGGAGGUCUGUGAAUCGAUGGCGCCCCAGCUGAACGCCCAGGGUAUAGACGUCGACAUCGACGUCCCGCCCAACACGGUCCUGACCGCCGAUCGCGAGAUGAUCCGCCGCGCGGUGCUCAACCUGGUGCUCAACGCGAUGGACGUCAUGCCCAACGGCGGCGAGCUGGUCGUCACCGGCUACGACGGCGUCGCGCAGUUCGAGCUGGAGGUGGCCGACAGCGGCCCGGGCCUGACCAGUGAACAGAAACGCCGUUUAUUCGAGCCGUUCUACACCACCAAGGACAAGGGCACCGGCCUGGGUCUGUCCGUGGUGUUCCACGUCGCCGAGUCGCACGGCGGCAAGGUCACGGCCAUCAACUGCCCCGAAGAUCCCCCGUCGCGCCAUGGAGGCCGCCGCUUGACCGCCCCCACGCCAACCACCCCGAUGGCGACUGUCCUGGUCGUCGACGACCACGCCGCCGCCCGUCACUCGGUGGCGGACGUGCUGUCGUGCGCCGGGUACGCGGUCGAUCAGUGCGCCAGCGCCGUUGAGGCGCUGGGCCGCAUGCGGGACCACGAGCCGGACGUUGUGGUGACCGACCUGCAGAUGCCAGGCAUGAACGGCCUGGAGUUCAUCGAGGAGAUCGGACGCCGGGAUCACGCCUGCCAGGUGCUGAUGAUCACCGCGCACGCCAGCGUCCAGACGGCGGUCGACGCGAUGCGGAUUGGCGCGUUCGAUUACCUUGAGAAGCCGUUCGACGUCGACCGGCUCGAGGCGAGCGUGGCGCGGGCCGCCAAGCGACGGUCGAUCUCGGAACCCGACGACGCGGCGCCCCGGAUCCUCGGCGACAGUCCGGCCAUGCGCCGGCUGCACGAGCAGAUCUCGCUGAUAGCCCCGACCGACGAAACCGUGCUCAUCUGUGGCGAGAGCGGCGUUGGCAAGGAGCUGAUCGCCCAGACGAUGCACUCGCUCAGCCGCCGGGCCGCGGGCCCCAUGGUGGGCGUAAACUGCCCGGUGCUGUCGGAGCAGCUCGCCGAGAGCGAGCUGUUCGGCCACAGGAAGGGCGCGUUCACCGGCGCCGACGCCGAUCGCGUCGGACGCUUCGAGGCCGCGCAGGGCGGCACCAUCCUGCUGGACGAGGUCACCGAAAUCAACCCGCAGCUGCAGGCCAAGCUGCUGCGGGUGCUGCAGGAGCGCGUGUUCGAGAAGGUCGGCUCGAGCGAGGCAAUGCCGCUCGACGCACGGGUGAUCGCCGCGACCAACCGCCGGCUCGAGGAGGAGGUUCAGGCGGGACGCUUCCGCGAGGACCUCUACUACCGACUGGCCGUGGUGCCGAUCGCGGCGCCGCCGCUCCGCGAGCGCGGCGAGGACGUCCUGCUGCUGGCGGAGCACUUUGCCGAUCAGGCGGCGAGCCGCCUGGGCCGCGACCGGCGGCUGACCGACGCCACCCGUGACCUCUUGAUGGGGCACCACUGGCCGGGGAACGUGCGUGAGCUGCAGAACAUCAUCACCCGCGCCUGCGUGCUGGCGGAUUCGGACGACAUCAACGCCGACCUCAUCCGACCGUGGCUGGCCGGCUCGCCGCCCGCUGCCGUGGCGGCUCCGCCAACGCCCGCCGCCGCCGACAAGACACUGGCCGAGGUAGAACGCGACGUCAUCCUCGCCACGCUCAGCCGAAACGGGGGGCACCGUGCCCGCACCGCCGCGGCCCUCGGCAUCGGCGUGCGGACCCUCAGCGGCAAGCUGCGCGACUACGGCGUGCCCCCCGGGGAGAAGCAACUGGCCCGCGCGGCCUAG
Molecule: messenger RNA, 2250 nt
Organism: Ostreobium quekettii
Lineage: Eukaryota; Viridiplantae; Chlorophyta; Ulvophyceae; Bryopsidales; Ostreobiaceae
Source: the annotation of a GenBank genome assembly